Molecule: messenger RNA, 1554 nt
Organism: Trichoderma asperellum CBS 433.97
Lineage: Eukaryota; Fungi; Ascomycota; Sordariomycetes; Hypocreales; Hypocreaceae
Biological process (GO): transmembrane transport
Cellular component (GO): membrane
Molecular function (GO): transmembrane transporter activity
Source: RefSeq, a predicted model, not a curated record
AUGGAUCCCAAACGACCGUCAGCCGAAUCUCGGGACGUGGAACAGUCUCCUCUCGAGAAGAGUCAUAUCAUUCACCAGGAGCAUUCCGGCAGCGUGUCACAGGAUGACGCCGAUUUUCUUGCAAACUUCAGUGAGGAGCGAAAGAAGAGAGUUGUCCGAAAAGUCGAUUGGCGCUUGCUGCCCAUGCUCGUCCUGCUUUACCUAAUGGCCUAUAUGGAUAAAACCAAUAUUGGCAAUGCAAAGAUCGAGGGCAUGACGAAAGACCUCGAGAUGCGCGGCGAAGAUUACAAUGUGGCUGUCGCUAUAUUCUUUAUCCCAUUCGUGCUGUGCGAGGUUCCGUCCAAUAUGAUUUUGCACAAAAUCAACAGGCCGUCCAUCUACAUGGGCGGCAUCGUCAUCGCCUGGGGCGUCAUCAUGACCUUGACAGGCAUUGUACAAAACUACGCCGGGCUGCUUGCUACUCGCUUUAUGCUGGGAAUAUUUGAGGCCGGCUUCCUCCCUGGCGCGGUCCUCAUCAUCUCCAACUGGUAUCUCCCCCAGGAAACCCAAGUCCGCAUCGCAAUCCUGUACACAUCAGCUGCAACUGGCGGUGCGUUUUCUGGCCUUCUUGCCUUCGCGAUUGGUAAAAUGGAUGGCAUCGCUGGCCUUGAUGGUUGGCGAUGGAUAUUUAUCCUCGAAGGUAUCUUCACAGUCACCGUGGGUGCGCUGUGUUUCUUGUUACUCUGCGACUCUCCUGCACUCUCUACGAGCUGGUUGGAUGCCGAGGAGAUCCGCUAUCUGGAACUGCGCCAGCUUGCCCGUCGAUCUAAUAGCCCGCGCGAAUUCAGAGACAACACCAAGAAGCAUUUCGACCUUGCCAUCUUCAAAGACAUCUUCUGCGACUACAAGCUCUACCUCCUUUCCUUGGCCAACUGGUCGAAUGCAGUACCAAACUACGCGAUGAAGUUCACGAUGCCUACGAUCCUUACCUCUAUGGGGUAUAAGUCGGCAAACGCACAGCUGCUCACGAUUCCUCCUUAUAUUCUUGGCGCCAUCUCGGCAUACGCGUUUGCCAUCUUUGCGGACAAAUAUUCCUGGAGAUAUCCAUUCCUUAUCGGUCCGCAAAUAUGCGUCGUUGUCGCCUUCUCUGUCCUGUUUGCAUUGUCUGGAAACAUUGAGGACAAUGUUGCCGCCUGCUACUUCGCUGUCUGUUUAGCAAUGCUUGGACUAUACCCCAUAUUGCCGGGAGUAAAUGCAUGGAACAUUGCCAAUACCCCUGAUCCUGCCAAGCGUUCUGUGAACAUUGGGCUUCUUGUGUGUAUCGGCAACAUUGGCGGGCUUGUUGGGUCCUAUAUCUACAUUGACCGAGAAGCGCCGCGGUACCCCACCGGAUAUGGGACAUCGCUGGCCUUUGCACUCGCUGGCAUUGUGGCGGCGACACUGCUGGAGUUUCUGCUUCGGCGAAGCAACGCAAAGAAGGCACAGAUGACGGAUGAGGAGGUCAGGGCGAGAUACACGGAUGAGGAUCUGGACCGCAUGGGCGAGAAGAGUCCUUUAUUCAAAUACACUCUGUAG